AUGCUUGAUAAUGGUAACGAGUGCAAAUCUCGCAAUAUUUACACUGAAGGGGCUGCGGCGGCAUCCCGCCUGUACGUGGAGGCCAUCGGAAAGCUGGCGCGCCAGGCGCAGCAGGGCGCUUGGGGCAGCUCCUCCGACAUCGGUUCAGCGCUAGCGCAAGUGGUCGAAGUGUACAAGGAAAUCCAAAAUCAACAAAUGAAUAUUCUAAAAGCAUUUUAUGUGGAUCUUCUCGUACCUCUGGAAACGAAUCUAGAAAAGGACACUAAAGUCGUUCAGAGCGAGCAGAAACGCUUCCUGCAGCAGCACAAACAGCGAUCGGAGACAUACAGCAAGGCGGCCGCCACUAUGAAGAAGCAACGCAAGAAGAACAAGGCUUCUACCAAGGCCGCCCUCGCCAUCGACAAAGAGCUCAAGAAUAUGCAGGUUCUUGAGGAAGAGAAAACUAAGUUGGACGUUUUCUGUGAACAGAGUUUAAAGACGGCAAUGACGCAGGAGCGGCGGCGCUACGGCUUCGUGCUGGAGCGGCAGUGCUCGCUGGCCAAGCACUGCCUGGCGUUCCACUCACUGGGAGGCGCGGCGCUGCAGCGUAGCCUGGACGUGUGGCAGGAGGUGGCGGCGACGCGCGAGGCGGGCGAGGCGGGCGACUUGGGCGACGGGGCCGAGGGCGACGCGGCGGAAAUGCUGUCGCUGGCGUCGCAGCUGCGCAAGACGCGCUCCAUGGACGCCUCGUGCCUGGACGUGCGCUGCAUGGAUUGCCGGCCGGCGGCGCCGCCGCCGCCGGGCCCCGGGCCGCCGCCCCGUCCGCUGGCGCGCGCCAAGUCAGACUUCAACCUCGCCGCCUCAACGCACUCGCUCACGCGCGGGCCCGCGUCGCCAACGCGCCCCAAGUCCCUGGCCGCGCCUGCACCCUCGCCCUCCGCGGCCGACGCCCCGCUGGCGCGCGCGAUCUACGCCUACCUCUCCUCGGGCGACAACCAGCUCAGCUUCCUGGAGGGCGACGUCAUCGCUCUCAUCGGUGAGCGCAACAAGGGCUGGCAGUUUGGGGAGAACCUGCGUACACAGGCCAGCGGCUGGUUCCCCCUCGCCUACACCGAGUUGCUGCUCGACGAGCCCUCAGAUUCUCCACGUCGCGGGCCCGGCGGUGGAGGCGGCGGGGGCGAGUGGGGCGGCGGGGUGGCGUCGCGCACCAACGGCCUGCACGGGGCGUCACCAGCCUCCUCCUCGUCGUCGUCGGGUGCCACGGGGCAGCUGGCCGGUAAAGCGCCCGUCACCAUGUUCGGCGACACCCUGCUCCUCCGCGCCACUUCCCGCAAG
Gryllus bimaculatus (two-spotted cricket) is the source of this 1314-nucleotide messenger RNA. NCBI's taxonomy places the organism in Eukaryota, Metazoa, Arthropoda, Insecta, Orthoptera, Gryllidae. The record is from the annotation of a GenBank genome assembly.